AUGGCAGAUCGAGCGCCGUUGGACGCUCUUCGAGAAUCCCUGGCUACACCAAUAGCUCAAUUAAAUCCUGAAAUCGCCGAUGCAAAGUCCCGCGUUGUCGACGGAGUUGUUACCAUUACUUGGCCAUACAGUACCGUGACAAAAUCGAUCGCAUUCAUCCUCGCCGAGCAUGAUAUCCUGAUACGCCGUGACCGUGGACAAAUUCGAGUCGAGCUGCGCGGUGCUUCUGGCCAAGCUUUUGCAGAUGCGAAUAUUGGCGGUGGAGACCAACUUCGAAUAAGCUUAAAUGGUGCUCAAUGGACCAAUAACGAUGCGAAGACCGGUUUGCCAGCCGGAACGCUCGAAUGGCAACUGAACUUCACCAGUCGCCUAUUGCUUUCUAUUCGAAGAGUCGAAUCAGCAGGUCCAGAGGUCAUUGAUGUCAAUGCCUCAGAAGACCUUGUCGAUGGUGUCUUGGAGCCUCGUCCGGAUCCGCGUAUGACUCCGCCACCGGGGUCUGUCGGUGUGGAAGACCACGAGGAGAUUUCAACUCCUGUCGCACAAUCAUCUCACUCAACCGUCCUAUUGAAACGGCUUGCCUCCGAAACCUUUGAACCAGAAGAGUAUGCAUCGCCAGCAUUCCUAAAACGAGCCAGAGUUUCCUACGGAUCUUUAUUCGAAGGCGAAUUAGACCUAUUCGGAGAGGAUAAGGAAAAGAAUAAAAAGAGCAGACGAAAGUCCCGUUUCAGUAUGGGCAAUGCUGUCUGGAGGUAUAGCAGUCGAUCGCCGAGUCCCGAAACAAAAGAAUUAUCAGAACCGGAAAGUCUGGAAAACGGAUCGACAGAAGAGAUACGCGCGACCGCGGAUUCUAGCCAAAUUAUCCCGACAUCGCAGCGGUCUGCAAUGGUUGAUGAAGGGUGCCAAACUCAAGAAUAUGACUUCAGUUCUUCAAUACACGUUCAGGUUUCGGCUGAAGCGCAUUUUCCUGAGCUAGAGUUGACGGCAUCACCAACAGCGGGGUUAUUUGCUGAAAGGGGUCCAAGUCUGCAUACUCCAUCAAGAAACUUAUUCAGUCGCUCGCAACUGCAUGAUGAAGUGUCUGAUGUUGCGACGGAACCCCUCGGCUCUCAUGUCGCUACUAGUCAACACGAUCACAAUUUCGGCCUUGGACUGUCGACGACUCAUGCAGAAAUGGUGCCAAGUGCCUUCGGGACCGUGUCAGCACCGCCAGAGCUGAUAGGAAGUCAUGAGCGCCUUCUCGAGACCACCGUUGCACCUAGCUACCCUGACUUUGCCACAGCGGACCAAGUUUAUGCCGAGUCUAUGAUGCGCCAUGACCAAAACUUGCAUUUUCAAGAACAUGAUGUCCAUUCAACAAACCACGGAUACCAACAUGUUUCUCAACGGCAGAGUCCGACUUGGCAUUCCGAAGUUGUGUCUCCAUAUCCACCAGUCCCAAGCGAGCGUCAAGGUCCACAAGCUGCAGUAAUAAUAGAUGGUUCUCCUCCACCAGAGGUUGAGGCCAGUCGUGGCACUGGUUUUCGUACAUCACAAACACCCGCAGAAGAUGACGAAGCACCUCAAGAUCAGGAAGCCUCCCCAAUAGUAGGACAAGCUUCAACCCUAGGACAAGAACAAUCCGAUUCUGAAGAUGAUGGAGGUGACAUGAAGGGUGAAGACUACGACUUACGGAACUACGCACACACCCGGGAUGAUGAUGAUGAAUCUGUAUCAGAAGAAGGCUCAGAUGCCCCGGGCAGCGAUGUCGAGGAGCAGGCCAUAGAUUCGGAAGAAGAUGGCGAUACUAGCGAGGACGAGGAGGAUGAGGAAGCAAAAUACGCGCGGAUAACGCAGCAUAGAGGCUUUCCAGAGAGGGAACAGGACGAAUUUGCUGGAUCAGAGAAUGAGGAAUUAGCAGAUGUGGAAGAGGAAGAAGAGCAAUUCUAUGAUGAGGAAGGCAUGGAUGAAGAGAACGAAUACGACGAAGACGAAGAGGUAGACGAAGAAUACGACGAGGAAGAUUACGAAGAGGAUGCAAUUGACGAGCUAUCAACUCCUAAUAACCCAAGAGAGCCGGUUUGUAUUGACCUGAUAUCCGAUUCGGAAGAUGAGGAAAGAGAUGAUGAACUCCCGAAUGAAGAGCCCCAACACAUAAUACGAGGAGAACAGGACCAGCGUGAGGACCACACAUCACCAUAUGAAGAGGAAGAAAUUGAACAGGUUAUCAAGGAGCCUACGACUGCGAGACAUCCUGAUGACAACGAGGUUGAGGAGGAGGGUGAAGAAUCUGAGCCUAUAGCAGAUGAAGUCACCGAAAGUGAGGCGAUUCAACCAAGCACGGCAUCUCAAGAUGCUGAGGUGGUGGGCGUUACAGAGAAGCAGGAAGCACAUGAUGAGAUGGACGUUGACGAGGUGGCCUCGGAGCCAUCCAAUCAGAAUGCCGUUGAAGAGACUGAAAUGUCCGGUAUUGUGGCUCAGCAAACCACAAAGGAUGAUACCCGAGAGAUAGCGCGGCAUGAGGAGCACGCCACCAGAACCUCACCUGUUGAAGAUGCUGGAAACAUACCCCAUGAGGCGGACGUCUCUGAGGAGCAAACGGUAGCCCAUGAGUCCUCCACUGACGGAGCCGAUGUUAAGACGAUGGAGCCCUUGCCAGCUGAAGAUAUUCAGGGACCAGCUGCUAAGCUAGGUGAGCCAGCUGUCGAACAGGAACCUGAACAACUAACAGACGAAACCGAAGCCGCAAAGAAUGUUCAACUUUCUACACCUACGGAAACACAGGUUUUGGAGAAGACUACGGAACCCUUACCUGCUCAAGAAAAAGAAGGGGAAGAAGAUUACAACGAUUCCGCUGCCGCCGAGGACCAAAUCAUGAAGGAAUACUGGGAGUAUCAAUCCCCCACCUACAAAGGUUCUACAGCACACGUCAAGACCGGCGCGGAAGCGGCAACUGAAGCACCUGAGCUAGCAGAACCAGAGGAAUCCGACGUCCUGAUCACAGUCGCGUCACUGCGUAGCCGCCACCGGUCUCACCAAAAGACCCUGUCUGCUGAUUCUACAAGUUCAGCACCUAAGGAUCCAAGUGUGCUCUUAGCUCAAGCCAGCAGCCAAACCCGCUCAGAUGAAGUCGAGCCGGAGCCAGAGCCCGGCAAGGAACCAAGUUCGCCACGCAUGCUGCGCAUCAUUCGGAGCACCAAGCCCGAGCAUCCGGAUCCAAGCAUCCUCCUCGCCAAAUCGUCGGCGGAGCCAUCCAAAAGAGACGAAACACCCGGUCCAACAGUCCGGGUGACACGCAGCAUGACGGGGCACUCUGAAGAACCUUCCUCCCCUAUAGGAAUCAGAACAUCUAGGCGCGCCGCCACGCCCGAAACUCAAACCACCCAUCGUGACGACCAAGUGCUCGUAUCCCCCUCCAUAUCGGGCUCCUUCGUUGAUGACGAGUCCCUCUCGGCCCUGAAGCGCCAACUGCAGAAGGACCUGCGCACAAAGCUUCCCGACCACGUCCCCCUUCGCUCCCUCCGCACAUCCCUCAAUAAGAUAGUCGACGUCCUCGCCGUGGCCACAUCCACGCCUCCGCAGCCGCACCGUCCUAAGCACGGUCCGAGGGACUACAUGCUCGAACUGACACUUACCGACCCGUCUUCUGCGCCGUCUGGCGUCAGUGUAGCGCACAUUUUCCGUCCGCACCAAGCCUCCCUGCCUGUCGUUCACAAGGGGGAUGUCGUAUUGCUACGUCGUGUCACGGUGGUGUCCAUAAAGGGUCGUGGUUUUGGGGUCAGGGUCUGUGAUGCCUCCGCGUGGGCCGUGUUUGAGAUGGGUGACGAUGAGAUGCUCCCUCAGAUUAAGGGACCGCCAGUGGAAGUUGCCGAUGAGGAGGUUGAGUAUGCGGGCGGGCUGAGGAAGUGGUGGGGAGUGCUGGACCAGGCGGCCAGAGGCAAGAUUGAUAAGGCUACGCAAAAGGUGGUGGGUUAA
Metarhizium acridum CQMa 102 is the source of this 3951-nucleotide messenger RNA. RefSeq lists its product as uncharacterized. Gene Ontology annotation, cellular component: chromosome, telomeric region. Lineage: Eukaryota; Fungi; Ascomycota; Sordariomycetes; Hypocreales; Clavicipitaceae. The record is from RefSeq and is a predicted model, not a curated record. Gene Ontology annotation, molecular function: DNA binding. Gene Ontology annotation, biological process: telomere maintenance.